AGCAAUGUCUACCAGCAACCCGGCUCAAGGAACUUAUGAAGAGGCAGCAUCCGUGGAUCACAUCCGUGCUCUAAUCGCUGACGCACGAGGCGACGUGCCGGAACGCGUCUCCGUUGUGGAGCGAAUAAGGCAGGAAUGGUGGGCAGCAAAAAAUCCCGACGAGGUCGCUAGGCUCAUAAGCAACACACGAAGAAGGGGAGCAGCCGACGAGAUGAUUCUGGAUCGUGACUGGAGCAAGGUCGCUGUUUGGAGGAGCCGCCAAACAGCUCUCCGCCAACUAUGCAAAGAGCUCUCUCGACCGGCACCUUAUUACUAGAGCCAAACACGAGACUUCACCGUGGUGGGAAUU
This is a messenger RNA of Arachis ipaensis, 349 nucleotides long. The record is from RefSeq and is a predicted model, not a curated record. NCBI's taxonomy places the organism in Eukaryota, Viridiplantae, Streptophyta, Magnoliopsida, Fabales, Fabaceae.